This is a messenger RNA of Silurus meridionalis, 3308 nucleotides long. It is a transcript of the gene selplg, whose product is annotated as selectin P ligand. NCBI's taxonomy places the organism in Eukaryota, Metazoa, Chordata, Actinopteri, Siluriformes, Siluridae. The transcript is spliced from 2 exons. The record is from RefSeq and is a predicted model, not a curated record. Gene Ontology annotation, biological process: leukocyte tethering or rolling; hemopoiesis. Gene Ontology annotation, cellular component: plasma membrane. Bases 249 to 1196 code for a protein of 315 amino acids.
UUGAUGUCAUUGUCUUUUGCUUAGAGAUUAGGUUGGAUUUAGGGAACUGCAGAUGAUUUUUUUUUUUCUUCUUCUUUUAAACUGACUCCUAUUCGCUUGUGUGAUGGUUGCGUCACAGUUUCAAACCUCAGCUUGGUUUGACACAAAGGCAACUUCCUGUAUUGAAAAAACAGCGAGGCGUUUUUCGGAAAAGGUACACGGCGUGCGAACUAGAAAGAGAGCUGCAAGCAAACCAUCAGCUAAUAGCCAUGACUAACCAGCUCGACUUGAGGUCAUUUCUUUUUCUACUGAUUGCGAGCAGCUUGGCCACAGGUCAACAAUUGCUUAAAGACAAUCUACAAAAUUCAACUGUUUCCAACCACACACAGCAAUACGACAACACAACUGAACUUCAGCCCACCGGCCGACCUCCACAGACCACUGAGAUUCGCAACGAAAGUUCUACUGCAGCUCCUACGCUCAGCCAGAACACUUCCGAAACGACCCACAGUUGGCCGUCGCAGGGAAAUGGAACUUCUGGAAACGUUUCGAAGAUCGAAGGAACUGAAACGAACAGCACCGAACACAAGUCGCCAGGGAACGAAAGUUUAGUUACCGAAAGUCCUCCACAAAGCCCUUUCCCUGAGAAAAAUGCCACUUCAGACCCCACCAUGGCCAGCUCCACUCCUACAAUUCCUGCCUCAACAGGAGCAAACGGAACGAAUGCUACAAUUUCGGUCACCGUGGUUCCGCCACCUCAUUCGAGCACCGGAGGACCUACCAGAUCAAAAACAACCAUAAAGACAACGUCAAAAGUCAGAACUACUUCAAGUCACACGCCAACUACGGCACAUCACAGCCAAAAACCUGACAAAUCAACCACCAGGAUUUGUCCCACGGCCGAACCAAAAAAAGAAGGCCUCGUGGGUCGGUGUCUCAUUGCCAUCGCCAGUCUGGCCGCUCUGGCAACCAUCUUUAUCAUGACCACCAUUGUGUUGGCCACGAAGUUGGCUGGCUUGAGACAAAGGCACAGGGCGAGCCUGCUUCACGGGACUGAAAUGGUCUGCAUAUCAGCCCUCAUGAAUGAUACCGAUUAUCCCAUUCCUACACCGAAGCACCCUAAAAGCAACGGCGCACUGAUCCCAAUCACCGAGGAUGAAGACGGUGAUGAUCUCACCCUCAACAGCUUCCUGCAUGAUACGGAAGUUGUGGCAUAGAUAUUCUUUUUUGUGUACUUAAAUCUGACUCGAAAAUCCCCAUUGAGGAUAACAAUUGGAAUUCUCAAAUCUUUCUUCCUGACUUCUGUGGUAAGACCACUGGCUCUUUGUAUUAAUCAAGCUUUUCUAUGUUUAAACAAGCCUGAAGAACUUCGUACAGACUUGCACAACCAAGAUUUAGACUGCUUAAUCAACCGAGCAAAAUUUCCUGCACUUGGUCUACGACAUAUUUGUCAACUGCUGAUGCGUGCACGAAGUCAGCAUCCCCCCGAGGCCCAACAAAAGCUGCUUGUCAGCACGGAUGAUAUUUGUCUGUGCUUGGUGUUGCAUAGGAAGUGUGUGGACUUAUUAGACUCGAGAGAGAGAGAGAAAGAGGAAGUGUGGUUUUAAAUAGAGUUGUGUGUCUGCUUGUUACCCAAAAGAGCUUCCUGGUGACUGUUGCCUUGAACUGUAUUUUAAGCAAUGUGUGGUACAUAAACCUGUAAAUGACUUCUUAUGACUAAUUCAUUUAUAUAUGCGUGUACAUCAUGAACUGCUUUACAUGUGGUGGGUUUUGUAGUCCUUUCUAUAGAGGGAAGGUCUUACUCAGUAACUGUAUGGAGUACAUUGCAAUAUCAUUUACCCUCAUUCUUUUGUUGACUGAUAUAUUCUGUACAGCGGUGUUCCUGUUUCCAGUCACCUCUUUUAUGAUUCAUAAGUUCCAAAUAGCAGGUCGGGUGCUGGUUAGCUAUACCUCAUGUUCCAUUCGACAUGGUUCUGAGAUUUUGAUUAGUGGUAAGGAUCGGGGUUUAGGAUAACACUGACCUCAAGAGAAUGCCCACAUUUGCAUAUAGCAUUAGAUUUACUUACUUUUAUCCUGAUUGGCUUCCAAUUUUCUAAUUUAUAUGAUGGAAUUGCAAGGGCUUUGCUCAAGAGCCAGAAGGGAAGUGGUAGCUCACUGGUUAAGGCAUUGAACUUUGGACCAGAAGGUCAAGAGUUAAAAUCCCAGUGCCACCAAACCAACCCCGCCACUGCUGGGCCUAUUAGCAAAGCCCUUAACCCUCAACUGCUCAGUUGUAUAAAUGAUACAAUUCACUCUGAAUUAGGGCGCCAGCUAAAUGCUGUAAACAUUAAUGUAAGAGCCCAGCAGUGGCAGGGCAGCUUGGUGGUGCGGAGAUUUGAUCUCAACCUAAUGAGAAGUCCAACAUCUUAACUAAUGAGCUACCACUUCUCGUAAUUAGGCGCCCAGAUAUUUGUCUUACCAGGAUAAAAAAAAAAAGAAACUAUGUUCUCCAUCAUCUUCCAUAGCUGCAUUAUUGUGGCUAGCUGGCAAACCAAAAAAUAAUAUACCAGUGGGAGAGGGGGGAAAAAAAACCCUUCAUGCAAGUUCAACUAAAUUGAGAUUCAAUGAAAAUGAUUAUAAAACAGUAAAUGAGAUCGGAGAUAGCAACAGGCAUUCAGGAGUUUUUUUUCCCCCCUCAGGACCUGGAAAGUAUUUCUUUCAGUCUGCAUUUCCUCCAUUAGCCUUAACUUGUAAAUGUAUUCCCUUUUAAUGAGGGCUUAACAAAAGGGGAAAAAAAACUCUUCACACAGACAGUAGCUCGGGAUCGAACCUGGAAAUGUGAGGCUGCUUUUAUUUAUUUGCUUAUAUCUAUAGGUUUUGUGAAUCCUCUCUCUCUCUCUCUCUCUCUCUCUCUCUCUCUUCUCUUUCUCUUUCUCUUUCUCUUUCAUUUUAUUUUAUUUUUUAAAUAUAAAUAUCUGCUUUGGAAAUAAUCCAUGAUUCCUCAUGCACUUGUAUGUAAUAGACAUGAAGCCAUAUGAGCUGAUACAGUAAGUUUUACUGUAUAGUAUUUAGUAUAGUAAUUUAAUUUUGUGUGUACUGAAUGUUUUAUAUGUAUGGUUGUACCUUUUUUUUAAAUAUAUUUUUGAUACAGUUGGAGAAAACGAUUUAAUCCUUAUGUGCUACAUACAUUUCUUCCAUGGACAGAGUUUUAUGGUUUUUUUUUCCUCCCUUCACUCAUAUAUUAAACCAUCUGAAGAGAUUUUUGUAUAUUUUACAAUACAUUAUACCGGACAACAUGGUGUCAGCCAGCAUAAAUAAAGGUUUCAGCCUUUUCACAGGCAACAUCAUCA